This is a messenger RNA of Leucoraja erinaceus (little skate), 8379 nucleotides long. RefSeq names its product 4-galactosyl-N-acetylglucosaminide 3-alpha-L-fucosyltransferase 9-like. Gene Ontology annotation, molecular function: alpha-(1->3)-fucosyltransferase activity. The coding region runs from base 424 to 1500 and encodes 358 amino acids. Gene Ontology annotation, cellular component: membrane. The transcript has a single exon. The record is from RefSeq and is a predicted model, not a curated record. NCBI's taxonomy places the organism in Eukaryota, Metazoa, Chordata, Chondrichthyes, Rajiformes, Rajidae.
UCAUCAGUCUCAUCCAAUUCCUAAUGUUGAGAAUGUCUGGGUAUAUCCUUUGUCAUUGAGUAAGGAAUUAAAUAGUAAUAAUGAUUUUAUGUUGAAAUUGCAUUUCAAUUGUUGAUGAAAAUUGUAAUGAACUUGAAACAGUUUAGUUUUCGGAAUGAGGUUUAUAAACUUUCCAAAAUGUUUCGAGGAGUGGGUUGACGGGGAGGUGAAUGUGGAAACACUAGAAUUAGGAGCAGUGUAUUAAUUUUGUAUUUAUUUUUGGAUAUAUUUGAGACAUUUUUUAUAUCACCUGGGCAAAUACCCAUCAGUUGAACAAAAGGAGCUUCAGGCAAUUAUCCAGCUAAUUAUGCAAUUUAAGUAAAAUGAAGGACCAUAUGCCUUGAAACCUAAUGGUCUUCAUUUUUUUCUUUUACAGGACACAUUAUGACUUCAUCCAAUAAAGGAAUUUUACACACCUUGUUAAUUUCCAUCAUCAUCUUGGGCUGCCUUUUAACUUUGUUGUUGCUCUAUGUUAAGCCCUCAAACAGUUGGAUUUAUGCUCCGAUGGAAUCGGCCACCUCAGUUCUACGCAUGAGGAACAUCUUUGCUUCACGGAAAGAAGACAAUAAAACCAUUGUGCUCAUUUGGCUGUGGCCUUUUGGUCAGACAUUUGAGCUCAAUUCAUGUGAAUCUGAGUUUAAUAUCCGUGAUUGUCGUUUGACUGUGGAUAAAAACUUGUACAAUAAAUCUCACGCGGUCCUUAUCCAUCACAGGGAUAUCAGUGGGGACAUGUCCAAUCUGCCCACAGAGCCUCGACCUGUUUUUCAGAAAUGGGUUUGGAUGAAUCUGGAGUCACCUACUCACACCCCAAAAAAGGCGGAACUUGACCGACUUUUCAAUUUGACCUUGACAUAUAGAAGGGACUCAGAUAUCUCUGUGCCUUAUGGAUCACUAACAAUUAAUAGAGUUCCAUCAGCCUUUGAAUUGCCAAGUAAAAACAGCCUAGUGUGUUGGGUCGUAAGCAACUGGAACUCUGACCACGCCAGGGUGAAAUAUUACAAUGAACUUUACAAAUAUGUUGAAAUAAACACAUAUGGUCAAGCCUUUGGAGAAUAUCUGAGCAAUAACGAAUUGAUCCCAACAAUAUCUAGAUGUAAGUUUUAUCUUUCCUUUGAGAAUUCAAUACAUAAAGAUUACAUAACUGAAAAGCUCUACAAUGCUCUGCUUGCCGGUAGUGUUCCUGUGGUCCUGGGUCCAUCCAGAGAAAACUAUGAAAAUUACAUUCCAGCCAAUUCUUUUAUUCACGUGGAUGAUUUUCUCUCACCCAAAGAGCUUGCUGAUUACCUUCACAUGUUGGAUGGUAAUGAAAAUUUGUACAUGAGCUACUUCAAAUGGAGAAAAUUCUAUAAAGUGAGAAUGACUCAUUUCUGGGAUGAGCAUGCAUGCUCCGUUUGUGGAAAUAUUCGGCAACAUAAAGAAUAUAAAUCCCUCUCCAGUUUGGAGAAAUGGUUUUGGGAUUGAACUGAAGUAUGUAAAUAGUGUCAAUCACAAACAGCAUUGAUUAUAUUCAAUUGGCUUUGAUCUACAAAAGAAGAUAUUUCAGAUUAAUUCGCUAAUUUAACAAAAUAAUUGAUUUUAUUCUAGUACUCAACAAUUCAAAGUGAAUCGAUGGAUUGGUCCUGGUCAAAUUUCCAACGAUAACUGAGUUCCAGCAGAGAAAUAAAUAUUUAAGAUAAUGCAAAUGCUCAGCCUAAAAGGAAACAAAGUUUGUGUUUCAGGUUAAAAAAAAACUUUGUCCAAUCUGCUGAAGAAAGAAAGCACAUUUGUUUGAAGUUUCUGAGAGAGUGGGGAAGGAAUGUACCGAAUAAAGGGAUAAGUUGAUCAUUUUGGCCAAGGGAUGUUAUUGAGAUCAUCGGAUUGAUGGAUGAAUAGGGAUAAUCAGAGAGAAAUGUUAGAGUUACCUGUGAAAGAGUUAGAAAGUGGGAUAAAACAAAGAAGGUAAAAGCUAAUAUGCACAGGCCUCUGCAAUAUGCUGUGCAUAUUAGGCUGUGCUAAUGCUGAAAGAAAAGGAAUCAGUAUGGUAAAUCAAAUGCAAUAGAGAAAACAAGGUUGAGGGUGGAAUGCAGGGGAGAGAUGGGGUCAGAGGAAAGCUAAUGGGGAGAAUGAUAUGGAACAGUUUUGGUAUUCUGGAGCUGUUAAAGAUUUUAAUUUUUGACAUCUGAAGGGAUGGAAAAUAAUUGUCGCUUGCAGCAUCAAAUGUGGCAAUAUGGUACUACAGCCCACAGCAUGAGAUAGGGUGAACAAGUAUAAUUGCAGAGAGAGGUCAAGAGCAAACAGGUAUUGAGGUGUAGCAUGACAAAAGGAUCUCAGGAUGCAGUGAUCGUGAGCAUAAUUGUGAACCAGGGUGGAUCCAAAUUGGGAAUAAUGGAAAUUCAUCUGGAAUAGUUAAAAGAUGGUGUAGGACUGGUGGCUUUCCAAAGGAAAGAUAUGGUGCCAUGAAAGUGAGGUUUGGUCAACACCUAAUCAAAGACAAGAAGGAAAUUGAAACCACUGACAAUGAACAAACAAGAUGGAUGACAAUCCAGUUGGAGAACGGGGAAGAACUUCUUCAAGCUUGGCAGUACAGGAAGAGAAGUGGCAGCAAAUCCAACUGUAAAUGAGAAUCAGUUCUUCUGACUUCCAUUAGGUUGUUGUGAUUAUUUGACAUAUAACAAGCAAUCUUAAAGACCAGUCUCUGUGGCCUCUAACAGCAAUGUUAUUGCAUGGCUUGACCAGAGAUAGAACUCAACUAUCAGUUGCAAAUUUACAAAACAAUAUGUAUUCAUGGUGGACAUGUUGGACCGAACUAUUUUACAAUUGGCCAGUACAAAGGUAUCAAAUUUGUCGAGGAAGGAACUGCAGAUGCUGCUUUAAAGCGAAGAUAGAGACGAAAAAAAGCUGGAGUAACUCAGCGGGUCAGACAGCAUCUCUGGUGAAAAGGAAUUAUUUCCGGUUGAGACCCUUCUUCAUCCCUUCUGAUGGAAACAGGGCUGAGGAGAUAUUAGAGUGGAGUGAAAGGCUCCCAAUUUGGCCAAGUGGAGUUCUAUAAUAUGCAAGUUGGGCUAUGUUGACAUUGUGGGAGCAAAGAAGCACAUUUUAGGUGCCCAGGAAUAGUGACUACUAUGCCUGGAGAAACGUGCCACAAAGAGUUUCCACAAUCAGUAGAUACAAACAAACAACCUUAAUUUGUGGAAAGGUUCCAAAGGAACAGAAAUUUAAAUCAUGGUUAUCAGGAUCACAGGGAUGAGUUUGGCUCAGAUAUAUUCCCUGAAGUACUUGCUAUGCUGUCCUGAGCAGCAACUCCUGCCAACCAAGCUCAAUCACAAGGCAUCAAUCAAUCCUCUCUGCUGCAACUCCCAGCAGCCCUGUCACUUACAUUGUAGUUUAAAGUCAUGGGCAAUGAAACAAAUGGCACCUUCUGAUCUUAGCAUUUCUAUUACUGUAAGUUCCUUACUUUAUGAUGGUCAACUAUUUUCUGAGAAGCUGUUGUUUGAUUGUUGAUAUCGAUUAUUAAUUCAUUAACUAAUUGAUUGAACUAUAUUUCAUCACUCUGCUGAAUCCAAAGUUGGUCAUUAAUUUUAAUAUCUAAUUGCCAUGAUUAGGUUGAUUACAUAUAAGCUGCUGAAUUAAUGUAAGAUGACAAAAUACUUUUUAUUGGAAAACACUCUGCUCUGUUCGAAGCGACCUGUCGACUCGAACUAUCCAGUUGGACAAUCUGAAGCACGUGUUGUCAUGUUGCAUGUCCCUCUGAGCACCAGUUCCAUGUCGGUGCACAAAAUCACGAGAGGAAUAGCUCGGGUAGAUUGUCUCUUGCCAAGAGUGGGGGAAUCGAGGGCCAGAGGACAGAGGUUUAAGGUGAGGGUGGAAUUAUUUUAUUGGAACCUGAGGGGUAAGGUUUUCACACAAAGAGUGGUGUGUGCAUUGAGCGAGCUGCUGGAGGAGGUAGUUAAAGCAGGGACUAUUGCAACGUAUUAGAAACAUUUAGACAGGUACAUGGAUAGGACAAAUUUAGAGGGAUAUGGUCCAAACUUUAGAGGGAUAUGGUGGGACUAGUGUCGAUAGGACAUGUUGGCCGGUGUGGGCAAGUUGGGCCGAAGGGCCUGUUUUCACACUAUAUCACUCUAUGAGCUCAGAGGCACCCAGAGCAUCCUUACAAACAUUUUUGCAGUUUUGAAACCUAACCUUUUGCCAUGUAAUCAGAUUCUACAUGUAACUACAUCUUUACCACUGUCACGAUUCCUCUCUAACAUCGGACUGCUUGCCUCAAUGCACACCGUGAAUGAGCUACAAACCAUACUUAAAAUAGACAAUAGACAAUAGGUGCAGGAGUAGGCCAUUCGGCCCUUUGAGCCAGCACCUAUCACAUUCAAUGUGAUCAUGGCUGAUCAUCCCCAAUCAACUGAAACCAUCUUCAGCCUACAUGUAGCCCCGUUUAUUCAGAGCAUCUCUUUCCAUUGCCUCCAGUCUCAACAUAUUUAGAUUACUUAUAUUUGAAUUUAACUCCUUACACCAUCUCAUCCAACAUCUAUAACCUUCUGGAAUGCUGCACCCACCUUCCUAAUUUUCUAGAUAUGUGACAAUUUCCCCCAGUUCCAAUGCUCCAUCUUCGGUGGCCAGCUAUAAACCUCAACUCUCUGCAAUUCCUUUCAUAGCCCCAACUUCCCUGACUUUGCAAAUCUCACCUCUCUUUGUUUCACAUCUUCAUCUCAUAAUUUUUAUUCUUUCCUAUCCUUCUUUGAAAGACCCUGAGCAGUUUAAUUUACACAUAAAUACUCAUAUGUGUUUCUGUCUUACAGUUGGGGCUUAAAACUAUGUUCUGUCCUAAUCAAAUGUCUUUAUUUUUCUCAGUCUAGAGAUAGAGUCUAUUCAGCAUUUGUGCCAAUUGGUCAAUCAUUUGGUUUGUUAGGGAAUCUAUUGCAAAUGACAUGAAAAGUCACUCUCGGGUGAGUAUUUAUGGAUUGCAUAAUGCCUUUACAUUUCAAGUACUGGGUCAGUUCAAACAUGUGCUAAGUGUUUUAUAUAAUUAAAAGAUAGUAUUGAAUUGCUCUGGGUUCUGCUAGACAAAGUGGUCCUUAAUCACAUCAUCUGUUCAGCUUCUUUUGAUAAUUUAUUUCAAAAAUACCUAUGGUUUUGUUGGUUAACUUUAAUGUAUUUAUUUAUUUAUUUGAAACCAUUACCUGAAUACAUUCCACUUUUGAAAUACUCUGUGAAUCACAAGCUUGGUGGAUAUUUUCCAGCCAGCAGAAUUGUUGUUAAUUUCAUCAGUGUAUUUAUUUAAUAGAAACAGAAAAUAGUGAGCUGUUCAGCAGCAUCUGCAAAGCAAGAAACAUGGUUGGUCUUACAUUGAAAAUGAGAGAGAAAAGCUUACACCUAAUGGACUUUUAUGUUGACACAAAGAACUGUAGAUGCUGGUUUACCAAAAGUAAAAAUCACAAAGUGCUGGAGUAACUCAGUCUGAAGAAGGCACCUGAUCCAAAAUGUCACCUAUCCAUGUUCUCCAGAGAUGCUGCCUGGCCCACUGAGUUACUCCAGUGAUUUUUUAUGUUGCCAGUUUCACACAUUUUCUACUCUUUUCAAUAGAUCUAUUCUUUUAACAUCAAGGACAUUUUAAGUAAAAAGGUGUGUAGGGGUUUCGUUUCCCUUUGCUCCACUUCGGGCCCAACUGCCCGAGUUAUUCUCUCCCUUGUCGGAGGGUCAAACGGCCACCACUCCACUCGAGCGGUUUCCAAGAGAGAGAAUACAACAAAAGGGAUUCCCCUAGGUUCUAGACCUCGGAAUUAUGGUGGGAUAUGAUAAAAGGUUGAAUUCACCAGAGUGUGCUGAUGAGAGAAAACAGAAACCAAGAUGGACUCAAAGCAAGUCUAAAAUUUAUAGGCUUUAUUAAACAAUGAGAAAUCGAAUCUCACCAACACUACAUAAUACGUGGCUAAACUUAUGCUUUAAACUAAGACUAUGGACGGAAAACUAUCGGGCACGUCGUAAAACUUACUUUACACAAUUUUACCCCCCUUUUCCCUUUCGUCUCUCAACUAUCCUAUUUCGGGAACUUCACCAGGUCACCGGGAUACUUACAGUUGGGCUCACGAGCUGUCCAGCAGAGCAGAAAAGAAAGCGAGUUCUGGCUUGACUCAUGCUUUUAUACCUGAGCUUCAUUUGAAACCCCCAGGUGGUCCUCUGGAUGAAAGGGUUCUUUUGAUGAUUCCCAGUUUCGAUUUGGCAUGAACAAUAGGCUUCCGAUGAUAAGGAGUUUGCCGAUGUCAUGAUCCCUCAGCCUGAUCGUUAUCCCAUCGCCUACAUGGGCUCCCAUUGUCCUGAUGGAUGGGUCAUCCACGAUGGUGAUUGUGCUUGCUGCUGGCCUGUUUACCACCGUCUGCUGAGGCUUGGUACCUUCCUUUGUGUUUCCAAGAUAAUCUUGUUAUCUCCGUCUCAGCCUUUCCUGCCCACACCAUUCGCACAGUUGUGUGAUGCCCAAAUCCACAGGCCAGACAGGUUUGAAACUUGAAACUGAUUUUUUCUGUGGAUUGGGGGUUUUUCCAUUGCAGCCAGCAAAUCUGUCUUUUUAAACUUAAAUGUGAAUAAUAUAAAUAUAAAUAAUUUAAAUUUUCUGAAGAAUGGGUUGAGGCAGACAUAAUUGACCAACACAAAAAUUGCAGCAUGAUGCAAUUUGCUUAUUUGUUUACAAUCACAUUUUGCACUUAACAGCUAAUAUAAUGAAUCCAUACCUAACAUGGCUCUUAGUUAUGCAGACGUAUAGUAUAUUUUUAAUAUUGUACUGGGAUGGUAAGCAGAGGUAGUGGAGGGCUCUGAAUCAAGUUCCUGAUAUAGAAGAAUUAAUAGUCACAGACACAUGCAGCACAAAAACAGGCAUUCUGGGUCAACUAGUCCAUGCUAGUCCAUUUAGUCCCAUUUACUCGUAUUAGACCAUAUCCCUCUAAAUAUUGCUAUCCAUGUACCUAUCCAACUAGCUUCUAAAUGCUACCUCAUUCCAUUUAAGCACCACCCUCUGUGUGAAAAGAUUUCCUCUCAGGUGGCUAAUAAAUCUUUCCUCUCUCACCUUAAACCAAUGUCCUCUAGUUCUUGAUUCCCCAAAUCUGGGAAAAGACUGUGCAAUCACCCAAUUUAAGCACCUCUAGAUUUAAUAUACCACUAAAACAUCAGCCCUCAGUCUCUUACAUUGCAAAUAAUACUCGGAUCUGUUUAAAAUAGAUUGGCAAGGGGCAGGAUCGGAUGCAGGUAUGAGGCAGGUGAGAGGCUGGAAGAGGCUGUGAAAGCAAGUUUAAUGGACAGGAUAGGCAGAGGCACAGCAGAGUGAGGAAGGACUGUAGGAUUGAAUUGCAUUUAUUUCAAUACGAGAGGCCUGAUAGGUAAGGCAGGUAAAAUCAGGGCCUGGACAGGUAUGAGCAGCUGGGACAUUGAAACUGUUACAGAAACCUGGCUAAGAAAGGGGCAGGACUACCAGCUCAAUGUUCCAAGGUACAGGUGCUCCAGGCAGGAUGGAGGCGGGAUAUUGCUUUACUGAUUAAGGAGAAUAUUGUGACAGUGGUCUGAGAUUACAUUACUGAUGGAUUAUCCAGUGAGGCUAUGUGGAUGGAGCUGAGAAAUAAAAAGGCAAUGAUCACCUUGAAGGGAGCGUACUACAGGCCCCCAAACUGUCAACAGAAAUGAGAAGACAAAUAUGCCAGGAGAUUGACAUUUUGCAGGCUAAUCAUGUAAUCACUAAUCCCGUAUCAUGUAUCUAUACACUGUAAAUGAAUCGAUUGCAAUCAUGUAUUGUUUUUCUGCUGACUGGUUAGCGCACAACAAAAGCUUCACUAUACCUCAGUAUAGGUAACAAUAAACAAAACUGAACUGAUACUGAAAUUGAAACUAAUAGGGCUAUCAUAAGAGGAUUUUAACUUUCACAAUUUAGAGUGGGACUGGCAUAGUGUCAAGGGCUUAGACAGGGUGGAAUUUAUCAACUGUGUUCAAGAAAGUUUCCUCAGGCAAUAUGUAGAGGGCCUGACAAUGGAGAGGGCAUAGCUUACUCUUCUCCUAGGAAAUUGGGAAAGGUAAGUAACUGAAGUAUCAGUGGGCAUGCCUUUCAGGACCAGUAGCCACAGUUCUAAUAGCUUUAAAAUAAUUAUGGGUAAAGACAGGGUGGGUCCACAAGUUAAAAUUCUGAAUCAGGGCUAACAUUGAUGGCAUUAGGCAGGAACUUGCAAAAGCUGAUUGAAAUAGGAUGCGGGCAAAGGGACAUCCAGAAAGUGGGAUUUUGCUUUUAAAAGUUUAAUGAUGAUAGUUUAGUGCAUGCAUAUUCCUGAUAAACUGAAGGGCCAGGCAGAUGGGAAUACAAAAGCUUGGAUGAUGAGAGAAUUUAAGUUC